GAAAUCGGUGACCGUCUCUGUCUCCCUCAAGAGCGAUCAAUGGAUCAGAAUCCGUACAGGAGAAGAUUGUCUCCGAUCAGAACCACCACCGGCGGUUCAAAGUCCGUUAAUUUCUCCGAACUAUUUCCAAUGAAGUAUCUCAGCUCCGGUACGAUGAAGCUCACGAGAACCUUCACUACUUGCUUGAUACUCUUCUCUGUACUAGUAGCAUUCUCAAUGAUCUUUCACCAACACCCAUCUGAUUCAAAUCGGAUAAUGGGUUUCGCCGAAGCAAGAGUUCUCGACGCCGGAGUUUUUCCAAAUGUUACUAACAUCGAUUCAAAUGAUUCUGAUAAGCUUCUCGGAGGACUACUUGCUUCUGGUUUUAAUGAAGAGUCUUGCCUUAGUAGGUACCAAGCAGUGCUUUACCGUAAACCUUCGCCUUAUAAGCCUUCUCCUUAUCUCGUCUCUAAGCUUAGAAACUACGAAAUGCAUCACAAGCGAUGUGGUCCGGGUACUGAAUCUUACAAGAAAGCUCUAAAGCAACUUGAUCAAGAGCAUAUUGAUGGCGAUGGUGAAUGCAAAUAUGUUGUGUGGGUUUCUUUUAGUGGCUUAGGGAACAGGAUACUUUCUCUAGCCUCGGUUUUUCUUUACGCGCUUUUGACGGAUAGAGUCUUGCUUGUUGACCGAGGGAAAGACAUGGAUGAUCUCUUUUGUGAGCCGUUUCCCGGUACGUCGUGGUUGCUACCUUUAGAUUUCCCGAUGACGGAUCAGUUUGAUGGAUUGAAUCAGAAAUCCUCUCGUUGUUAUGGAUCUAUGGUGAAGAAUCAGGCGAUUGAUACCGAGAAAAUUUUGUCUUAUCUUUAUCUUCAUCUUGUCCAUGAUUAUGGAGAUCAUGAUAAGAUGUUCUUCUGUGAAGGAGACCAGACCUUAAUUGGGAAAGUCCCUUGGUUGAUCGUCAAAACAGAUAAUUACUUUGUUCCAUCUUUAUGGCUAAUCCCGGGUUUCGAUGAUGAACUAAACAAGCUAUUCCCGCAGAAAGCGACUGUCUUUCAUCACUUAGGUAGAUAUCUUUUUCACCCAACAAACCAAGUAUGGGGCUUAGUCACUAGGUACUACGAAGCUUACUUAUUGCAUGCGGAUGAGAAGAUUGGGAUUCAAGUAAGAGUUUUCGAUGAAGGCGCGGGUCCAUUUCAGCACGUUAUGGAUCAAAUUUCAUCUUGCACUCAAAAAGAGAAACUUCUACCUGAAGUAGAUACACUAGUGGAAAGAUCUCGCCAAGUUAGAACCCCCAAACACAAAGCUGUGCUUGUCACAUCUUUGAGCUCGGGCUACUCGGAGAAUCUAAAGAGUAUGUAUUGGGAAUAUCCGACAAUAACUGGAGAAAUCAUCGGUGUUCAUCAGCCAAGCCAAGAAGGUUAUCAGCAGACGGAAAAAAAGAUGCAUAACGGUAAAGCUCUUGCGGAAAUGUACCUUUUGAGUUUGACAGAUAAUCUUGUGACAAGUGCUUGGUCUACAUUUGGAUAUGUAGCUCAAGGUCUUGGAGGUUUAAAGCCUUGGAUACUCUAUAAACCCGAGAACCGUACAGCUCCUGAUCCUGCGUGUGGUCGGGCUAUGUCGAUGGAGCCUUGUUUCCACGCGCCGCCAUUCUAUGAUUGUAAAGCGAAAACGGGUAUUGACACGGGGAAACUAGUUCCUCAUGUGAGACAUUUAAAACGUGAAUCUGAUGAUCUUUGCUUCUUCUCUUACUCUUUUUUCCAUGUAACAGAUGAAGAAGUAAUCGUAGCCAUGUUUGGAUAUGAUCAAGGAAAUGGCUUUGUAGAAGCAUCCAGAAUCAUACGAAUGGAACCGGAACCAAAUGUGACAUCCUCAGAUGAUUCAACAUUGCAGAGAGAUCAGGAACAAAAAGAUUCUGUAGAUUUGUCUCUGCUUGGAGGACUACUUGUUUCUGGUUUCAAAAAAGAGUCUUGCUUGAGUAGAUACCAAUCUUACCUCUACCGUAAAGCUUCACCGUAUAAACCUUCGUUGCAUCUACUUUCGAAGCUUAGAGCUUACGAAGAGCUUCAUAAACGUUGUGGACCGGGAACCAGACCUUAUACCAAUGCGGAAAGAUUGCUUAAACCGAAACAAACAGGUGAGAUGGAAUCAGAAGGAUGCAAGUAUGUUGUUUGGAUGUCAUUUAGCGGAUUAGGAAACAGGAUUAUCAGUAUUGCCUCUGUGUUUCUGUAUGCAAUGUUGACAGAUAGAGUCUUGCUCGUUGAAGGAGGAGAGCAGUUCGCAGAUUUAUUCUGCGAACCAUUCCUCGAUACGACUUGGUUAUUACCUAAAGAUUUCACCUUGACUAAUCAGUUCAGUGGCUUUGGUCAAAACUCAGCUCAUUGCCAUGGAGAUAUGCUGAAGAGACUGAUUAACGAAUCUUCUGUUUCGUCUCUGUCUCAUCUCUAUCUUCAUCUAGCUCAUGAUUACAACGAGCACGACAAAAUGUUCUUCUGCGCAGAAGAUCAGAAUAUCUUAAAGAAUGUUCCUUGGUUGAUCAUGAGGACAAACAACUUCUUUGCACCGUCUCUCUUCUUGAUUCCUUCUUUCGAGGAAGAGCUCGGUAUGAUGUUUCCCGAGAAAGGAACGGUAUUUCACCAUUUGGGUCGUUACCUUUUCCAUCCUUCGAAUCAAGUCUGGGGACUAAUCACAAGAUACUAUCAAGCUUACUUAGCCAAAGCUGAUGAGAGGAUUGGUCUUCAAAUAAGAGUCUUUGAUGAGAAAUCCGGCGUAUCUCCUCAAGUCACAAAGCAAAUCAUUUCGUGCGUUCAAAACGAGGAUUUGUUACCGAAACUAAGCAAAGGAGAAGAACAACACAAGCAGCCAUCAGAAGAAGACUCGAAACUCAAAUCUGUCUUGGUCACUUCUUUAACAACAGGAUACUUUGAGAUCUUGAAAACAAUGUAUUGGGAAAAUCCAACUGUAACAAAAGAAGUGGUUGGAAUACAUCAGCCAAGUCAUGAAGGACAUCAACAAACAGAGAAGCUAAUGCAUAACAGGAAAGCUUGGGCAGAGAUGUACUUACUCAGCUUAACCGAUAAGUUGGUUAUUAGUGCUUGGUCUACAUUUGGUUAUGUAGCUCAAGGACUUGGAGGGUUAAGAGCUUGGAUUCUGUAUAAACAAGAGAAUCAAACCAACCCAAAUCCACCUUGUGGUAGAGCUAUGUCACCAGAUCCUUGUUUCCAUGCUCCUCCUUACUACGAUUGCAAAGCUAAGCAAGGAACUGACACCGCACCUACUCAUGGAGGAAGCGGUGAGUUUCUUAUGGAGUUAUCUAUUGGAAACCCGGCGGUUAAAUACGCGGCUAUUGUUGAUACCGGAAGUGACCUUAUAUGGACUCAAUGCAAGCCUUGUACUGAAUGUUUUGAUCAACCAACUCCGAUUUUCGACCCCGAGAAAUCUUCCUCUUACUCCAAAGUAGGGUGUUCUUCUGGUCUUUGUGAUGCAUUGCCUCGAUCAAACUGCAACGAGGACAAAGAUUCUUGUGAGUAUUUGUAUACUUAUGGAGAUUACUCAUCCACAAGAGGGCUCUUGGCCACGGAAACCUUCACUUUCGAGGACGAGAACUCGAUUUCUGGUAUCGGGUUUGGGUGUGGGGUUGAGAACGAAGGAGAUGGGUUCUCUCAAGGGUCAGGUCUUGUAGGUCUUGGUCGCGGACCGCUCUCGCUUAUUUCUCAGCUUAAAGAGACUAAAUUCUCUUAUUGCUUGACCUCGAUUGAGGAUAGUGAAGCAUCUAGCUCGUUGUUUAUUGGAUCUUUAGCCUCGGGUAUCGUGAACAAAACCGGUGCAAAUUUAGAUGGUGAAGUCACCAAAACGAUGUCGUUGCUACGAAAUCCAGAUCAGCCUUCGUUCUAUUACCUUGAGUUACAAGGCAUCACCGUUGGAGCAAAACGCCUUUCUCUUGAAAAGUCUACUUUUGAACUAUCCGAAGAUGGAACCGGAGGCAUGAUCAUAGACUCGGGCACGACUAUCACGUAUCUCGAGGAGACCGCGUUCAAGGUGUUAAAGGAGGAGUUUACUUCUCGGAUGAGUUUACCAGUCGAUGACUCUGGAUCAACGGGACUUGACUUGUGCUUCAAGUUACCUAAUGCAGCCAAGAAUAUUGCUGUUCCUAAGCUGAUAUUUCAUUUUAAAGGUGCGGAUUUGGAGCUUCCCGGAGAGAAUUACAUGGUGGCGGAUUCAAGCACCGGCGUUUUGUGCUUAGCCAUGGGAAGUUCUAAUGGGAUGUCUAUUUUUGGAAAUGUUCAGCAGCAAAAUUUUAAUGUACUUCAUGAUCUUGAGAAAGAAACAGUGACAUUUGUUCCCACUGAAUGUGGAAAAUUGUAGAUUUUAAUUGUUUUUUUCUUUUAUUAUAAAUAAACUUUCAUGCUUUUU
Molecule: messenger RNA, 4389 nt
Organism: Arabidopsis arenosa
Lineage: Eukaryota; Viridiplantae; Streptophyta; Magnoliopsida; Brassicales; Brassicaceae
Source: the annotation of a GenBank genome assembly